UGGAUGAGUACCUGCGACUGGGGCACAUGGAACUCGUCGACCCUACUGACCAGCAUCAGUCUUGCUAUUACAUGCCUCAUCAUGUGGUAGUAAAGAAUACAAGCAGCACUACCAAGGUUAGAGUAGUCUUUAACGCGUCAGCAAACACCACCUCGUCACCGUUGCUGAACGAUUUGAUGAUGGUAGGACCAACCAUCCAGCAGGAUCUGUUCUCCAUAGUACUACGCUUUCGCGCACACAGGUACGCAUUGACUGCAGACGUGGAGAAGAUGUACCGACAGAUUCAAGUGCAUGAGGACGACAGAGACCUCCAGAGAAUCGUGUGGCGAAGUCAUCCCAGUCAAUGGUUAGAAACCUACCGUCUGGCCACCGUAACUUAUGGAACCGCUGCAGCUCCUUUUCUGGCAACACAAUGCUUAUUACAGGUGGCGCUCGACGGUCAACCUACACAACUGACUGCAGCUGAAGUAAUUAAGAAUGACUUCUAUGUUGAUGACCUGCUUACAGGAACAGACACUGUUAGUGAAGCUAUCCAGCUCUAUGACGACGUCACAACAUUGCUCAAGAGUGGAGGGUUCCCUGUUCGGAAGUGGCGGUCCAACAGUCUAGACAUUUUGGAAGUCAUUCCAGCCGCACUUCAGGAGACAUGGGCACCUUGCAAUGUUCCUCUCAACGAGGGUGCAGUGAAGACUCUUGGACUGCACUGGUAUCCCAGUAGUGACUUGUUCCAAUUCAGCGUGGUGGACAGCAGGCACAAGAAUGUGACAUGGACGAAGAGAAUGGUGCUGGCUAAUGUAGCAUCCAUAUACGACCCUUUGGGAUUACUAGGACCUGUCAUCGUACAAUGUAAGUUAUUCAUUCAAACCCUUUGGCAACAACAGCUGGAUUGAGACUUGAGAUUGCCUUCAGAACUUGCCACGCGGUGGGAGGAAAUUCACCAACGGCUGCCUGAUCUCAACAGGAUUAGUAUACCCAGAAGAAUCACGGCAGACGGCACAAGCAUCACUGUAGAACUUCAUGGCUUUGCCGAUGCCUCAGAAAGAGCCUACGGGGCAUGUGUCUAUCUACGUUCCAUAAGCCCAAACGGAACCAUCACACUUCAUCUGUUAUCUUCGAAAUCAAGAGUGGCCCCAUUGAAGCAGGUGUCACUCCGAAGACUGGAGCUGAACGCCGCCCUUCUUUUAAGCCAGUUAGUAGAUAAGGUGCAUAGGGCCCUCAACCUACAAAUUGUUCAACGCUUUUACUGGACGGACUCCACAGUUGUUUUAGCCUGGAUAGCUGGGUGCUCGUCAACUUGGAAAACAUGUGGCCAACAGAGUCGCGGAGAUCCAACGGCUAACCACUUACCGAGCUUGGAGACAUGUUGCAUCACAGGACAACCCUGUGGACAUCAUCUCCAGAGGAACGGACCCACGACGACUUCAAGACUUUCAGGUCAUUCCAACAAUGUGGGAAAACUGUGUGAUACAUGUGGAGAGGCUGAUAAAGAUUCAGAUGACUGACCAUUCUGAAUUGAAUAAACAUUGUGAGUAUUAAUGGUUCACAAAUUUGGGUUGAUUCAUGUUACUGUUCCAUCAUAGUCACAGAUUAAUUGUAAUGUGUUUUAAACUGUUAGUGCUGUCCUAUGAACAAACGCAUACAAGCUUUCACAGCAUCACAAAAUAAUUUUGAUUCAGUUCCCAGUAGUUAGCUUGCUUUUCUGUUUUGUAACUGCUGUCAGUAUUUUGUUCCCAUAUAUUUAGUAGAAUGCAUGAAGUAUGUUUCUUAUAGUUUCAACUUCUUGCCUGCAGUGGAAGACACUUUUGUGGAUCUAAGGGCAUGACUGCUUCCAGCCAUAUCACCAGGAAAGCAUGAGACAUUGUAUGGGUUAAUCUAAACAGUUACACCCUAGGAGUUAGUUAUUGUAGACAAAAGCUGGUAAAAGGAGGAGUGAAUAUCUUUGUCAAGAGUAAUCCAGAAUUUAAUCAUCACAUAGUUGUAAAAUGAUCAUUGUAAAGGAUGGGAUAUAAAAUGCUGUGCAACUAGAAUCUAAAUUCUCUAACAUGUCUUGUCCAUAUACAGAGCCACUGUAGGUGGUUUUGAACUUUUUGUAAAAAGGAGGGAUAAAUUAUUUUCACAAAGCUAAACCAGAGUUUGUCAUCUUUGGUGACAUAAAUAUGAUUACCUUAUUGAAAGUUGCCACGAGCUGUCUCAACUAACUACAAACCUUUCUUUUUAUCUCCUAGAGCUACUUAUACAUAUUACUGACGUGUUGUGACAGUGUUUAGUAAGAAAUAAUAACUACAGACAUGUUAUAGUCUUACAUUAUAGUUGAUUUCCCUCAGUAAUUGAAAAUUACUCAAGUAUGGAG
Molecule: messenger RNA, 2350 nt
Organism: Cryptotermes secundus
Lineage: Eukaryota; Metazoa; Arthropoda; Insecta; Blattodea; Kalotermitidae
Exons: 2
Coding region: 27-890 (287 amino acids)
Source: RefSeq, a predicted model, not a curated record